AGAGUCAGACAGAGCUCAGAGUCGGAGGAUGGAUUUGAAACCGGUUCUCAUCUUCGUACUGUUCAUCGUGCCCAUGUGGUCGUCCAAGAUGUUCCGGUGCUAUAACGACCAGGAGCUACAGGCAGCGGCGGACAGGAAGCUGAGGACGCACUACCUGCGGCCCACAGAGGCUCCGCGGACAACGGCUCGCAGCUCAUCUUACUCUUGUCCCCUGGAACUUUACAAGACGCCGCUGUCAGAUGAGCAGCGAGACAGGUCACUGUCCCCCUGGAGAUUCGUAACUCACAUCAAGGAAGAUCACUUUCCUUCGACAUAUGUUGGUGCUCAGUGCCUGUGUUCAGGAUGCAUCCAGCUUAAAGACAAUAAAAUGAUUGAGGACUAUGACUACAACUCAGUUCCCAUCGUUCAGAACAGAGUGUUUCUCAAAAAGGAGCUUUGUGACGAUAAGAAGACUUACCGUCUGAGGCCAGUGAAUGUGGAAGUAGCUGUGGGGUGUACCUGUGUCAGACCCCAGAGCUCCUAG
Molecule: messenger RNA, 523 nt
Organism: Neolamprologus brichardi
Lineage: Eukaryota; Metazoa; Chordata; Actinopteri; Cichliformes; Cichlidae
Gene: il17c
Product: interleukin 17c
Cellular component (GO): extracellular region
Molecular function (GO): cytokine activity
Source: RefSeq, a predicted model, not a curated record